Molecule: messenger RNA, 1289 nt
Organism: Notolabrus celidotus (New Zealand spotty)
Lineage: Eukaryota; Metazoa; Chordata; Actinopteri; Labriformes; Labridae
Gene: sbds
Product: SBDS ribosome maturation factor
Exons: 5
Coding region: 130-879 (249 amino acids)
Biological process (GO): cytosolic ribosome assembly; ribosome biogenesis
Source: RefSeq, a predicted model, not a curated record
CGUCGACGUUUCCACCCGGACGUAUUUGGAAGCACAUUUAGGGCGAGUUUAUCACCGACCAACUGACAGUAUUAUUUUUCAUGACGACACAAACUUAGACAGAUCAGUCUGUCUCAGUAAAACUUCAACAUGUCCAUAUUUACACCGACUAAUCAGAUCCGGCUCACUAACGUGGCCGUGGUGAGGAUGAAGAAAGGAGGGAAGAGGUUUGAGAUCGCGUGCUACAAGAACAAAGUUAUGAGCUGGAGAACAGGAGCGGAGAAAGACCUGGAUGAGGUUUUGCAGACAAGCUCAGUCUUCAUUAAUGUGUCCAAAGGGCAGAUGGCCAAGAAGGAGGACUUGACCAAAGCUUUUGGGACAGAUGAUGUUACAGAAAUCUGCAAACAGAUCCUGGCCAAAGGAGAGCUGCAAGUGUCAGACAAAGAGAGGCAGAGUCAGCUGGAGACCAAUUUCAGAGACAUCGCGACUAUUGUGGCGGAGAAGUGUGUGAACCCAGAGACCAAGAGGCCGUACACGGUCAACCUCAUUGAACGAGCCAUGAAGGACAUCCACUACUCUGUCAAGCCCAACAAGAGCACCAAACAGCAGGCUCUUGAGGUGAUCCGGCAGCUGAAGGAGACCAUGCAGAUCCAGAGAGCUCACAUGAGGCUGAGGCUGGUGCUGCCGGCUAAGGAGGCCAAGAGGCUGAAGGAGAAGCUGAAGCCGCUCCUGCAGGUGGUGGAGAGUGAAGACUUUGAUGAGGAGCUGGAGAUGGUGUGCCUGGUGGACCCCGGUUGCUACAGGGAGAUCGACGAGCUGAUCCGCUGUGAGACGAAAGGCCGAGGUUCUCUGGAGGUUCUCAGUCUGAAGGAUGUUGAGGAGGGAGAUGAGAAACUAUAGUCACUCAAACAUUCAGGAUUCCUCACCCUGUCCACACUAACAUGCUUCACUGCAGCACACAGACUCAUUUAAAACAUAUAAUAUCUACAUGCUAAUUCCAGCUGCUCCAAAUAUCCAACACUUUGAUGUUUAAAGAAUUUAUUUUACUAUAAUUUGACAGAUUUGUAUUCUAAGAAAAAGGAGGAGCAUGUUGUUGCAAUAAUGAGAGAAUUUAAAGUGAAACCUGCAGUUUAUGGAAAGUCCUGGGAUCCAUUCUGGACUUGAACUCCACAUCCGCCUUCAAUCAGACAUGGUGCCAUGUAGUCAGGCUCAAUAUUCCAACUGAAGAGUUAAAUCCUUUUAAUCUGUAAUUUAUAUUUUUCAUAAUGACUUACUUUGCUCUGUUGCUAAUAAAUAUAUAAUGAAAUAUU